AUGACCUCCCUGAAGGAACUCAACGGCCGCCUCGGCACUCAGCCUUACGUCGCGGGCUACAGCCCCAGCCAGGAAGACGCCAAGACAUUUGCUGAGAUGUUUGGCUCUCACACUGCUGUCGUUGAGUGGGCCGCGCGUAUGGCGUCGUACUAUCAAGCUGAGCGCGAACAGCUUCUCAAGGGUGCCGUGUCCUCCUCGAAGAAGGAGGAUGACGACGACAUUGACCUGUUCGGGGAUGCGACAGAGGAAGAGACAGCUGCUCUCGAGGCCAAGAAGAAGAAGGACGUUGAGACCAAGAAGGCCAAGAAGGAGAUCAUCGCCAAGUCAUCCAUCCUGUUUGACGUUAAGCCAUGGGACGAUACCGUGGACCUUGAGGCGCUGGCGAAGAAGCUGCACGCCAUUGAGCGCGACGGCCUGCUCUGGGGCGACCACAAGCUGGUGCCUGUGGCGUUCGGCGUGAAGAAGCUGCAACAGCUCAUCGUUAUUGAGGACGACAAGGUCUCCAGUGAUGAUUUGGAGGAUUUGAUCAUGUCGUUUGAGAACGACGUGCAGUCUAUGGACAUUGUCGCCUGGAACAAGAUCUAA
Messenger RNA from Trypanosoma rangeli, 585 nucleotides. Its product is annotated as translation elongation factor 1-beta. Gene Ontology annotation, cellular component: eukaryotic translation elongation factor 1 complex; cytosol. Gene Ontology annotation, biological process: translational elongation. NCBI's taxonomy places the organism in Eukaryota, Euglenozoa, Kinetoplastea, Trypanosomatida, Trypanosomatidae. The record is from RefSeq and is a predicted model, not a curated record. Bases 1 to 585 code for a protein of 194 amino acids. The transcript has a single exon. Gene Ontology annotation, molecular function: guanyl-nucleotide exchange factor activity; translation elongation factor activity.